AUAAAACAUCAGUCAUCUCGCUGGACUGGCUGUUAAGGGAGCGCCGUUGACCUCACACGUUACUCACCACAUGUCUAUAUUUCUGACUCUUGAUCCAGUAAUUGUAAGGUGGUGUAGUGAUGGCAAGAAAAAUUGGAGCAGUUUUAAUUGACCUAAACGGCACUUUACAUAUUGAGAACACUGUUAUACCUGGUUCAAUAGAAGCUCUCAAGAAAUUACGAGCAUCAAAUGUCAAGAUCAAGUUUGUCACCAACACCACUAAAGAGUCAAAACGUAUUCUUCAUGAACGCCUCACAGGUAUCGGCUUCAGUAUUGACAAAGAUGAAAUCUUCACUUCCCUGACAGCUGCCCGACAGUUAAUUGACAAACAGAAUUUGCAACCUUACAUGCUGAUUGAUGAUGCUGCCAAAGAGGACUUCAGUGGCAUCAGCUCUGAGAACCAUAAUGCUGUGCUCGUAGGACUGGCUCCUGAUAAGUUUAACUAUGAACAGAUGACGACAGCUUUCAGGAUAUUGCUGGAAGGAGCUCCACUCAUAGCUAUCCACAAAGGUCGAUAUUACAGACGAGGUGAUGGCCUGGCUCUUGGACCUGGACCAUUUGUUGCUGCCUUAGAAUAUUCAGCCGGAUGUAAGGCGCAAACUAUAGGUAAACCAGAGACUUCCUUCUUCCAGUCAGCUUUGGAUGACCUGGGAUGUAUUGCCUCAGAAACUGUCAUGAUUGGAGACGAUGUUCAAGAUGACGUGGGUGGAGCAAAAAACGCUGGCCUUUUUAGUAUGUUGGUCAAGACUGGCAAAUAUAGAUCAGGAGAUGAGUUACUUGUAGACCCAAUGGUGACGAUUGUUGCAGAAAAUUUUGCCGAAGCUGUGGACCUUUUAGUUGCUAAGUUGAUUAAGCAAUGAAGCUAUAUACUAAGAUUCUUCCUCUUAAAAGUGAAUUUCUUUUACUUUUUAAACUGAUUUUAAAGUAUUUAAAAGAAACAACACUUAAGAUUCUUCCUCUAUAAAGUGAAUACUGUACAACAUUUAUGUGCAAAAGUUGUAUAAAUAAGUUUUGGAUACAUCAUGAACGUACAGUAUCGGCCAUUCAUGCUUCGCAAUAUACUGUAUUGAUCUUGAUAUGUAUAUUUUGUUGUUUUAUCAUUUCACGAAAUUAUAUUCCUAAAAUUGCAAUAACUGAA
Messenger RNA from Homarus americanus (American lobster), 1177 nucleotides. RefSeq names its product haloacid dehalogenase-like hydrolase domain-containing protein 2. Gene Ontology annotation, biological process: dephosphorylation. NCBI's taxonomy places the organism in Eukaryota, Metazoa, Arthropoda, Malacostraca, Decapoda, Nephropidae. Gene Ontology annotation, molecular function: phosphatase activity. The coding region runs from base 120 to 899 and encodes 259 amino acids. The record is from RefSeq and is a predicted model, not a curated record. The transcript is spliced from 5 exons.